AAUUCAAAUUCGCCUUUCUCGCAUUGCAGAUUUAGAUAAUGGCCUUUCAACUGGACGAUCUGUUGAAGGAUGAUAAGAAAGAUGCAAAUUUGAUACCUGAUUUAAGCAAGGCGACCUGUAAUUCUUAUGAUGAGUUUCGACGACUCAAGGAACACUGUCCAGAGUUUAAAAUCAAACCGGAAAAAGUAAAAAAAGAAGAUAUCAAAGUCCGCGACAAAGAAUUUUCCUGGAAAGCGACCAAGAAAGAGCUUAAAGCCAUUGGCAGAGAAUGGACUUAUGGUAAUCCAGUUCCACCGGACAUGAGAGAAUUGGACCUGCAGGAGCUGCAACAAGUCGCCAUCGAUUGGCGAAUGCUGACUCCCAUCAGACCAAAGCUUCGUCAAGACGAAGAAAUGUUUUCCAGAUUGGUGGAGAUGGGCAAAUUAGAGGCGAAGACCAUAAUGAAAGAACGACGUUCGCCAACAAGUCCUAUUAGGCGAAGUAAGAAUCGCGCGGGGAUAAUCGAAAGCAGCGUAAAAACCUGCAGAGAGUGCGGCGAGGAAUAUUGUUUCGGCGAAUUUUGCGGAGAUGUCCUCUACGAUUCCUUCGUAAGGGUGACUAUUGCCAUCCAGCAGCCAAAGAUUAAAAUAUCCGCGGACACCGAAGCGAUAAUUGCCAAAAUGGAACGUAAGAAAAAAAAGAAAAAAAAGAAGGGGAAGAAGCGGGUCAAGAGCAAGAAUAGAUCGUCUAAAAAAUCCGCCAGGUUGUUGGUCAACGGCAAGACAAGAAGAUCGAUAACGGAUUUUGAAAUUAAAACUGUUAAAACGAAAGAUGGCGGAGAGCAAAACGAGAAACCGAUGAAACAGUUUAAGAGAAAAUGUAGCAAGUAUACAAAGAAAGGCGUUUUACGCAAAUAACGAUUUUAAUAUGAUGAUAAUUAGAAAAAUUUGGACAUCUGCAAAAAUUUCUUGCAUAGAAAUACCUCAUACAUGUAUUUGUAUAUGUAGAUUAUUC
Molecule: messenger RNA, 993 nt
Organism: Camponotus floridanus (Florida carpenter ant)
Lineage: Eukaryota; Metazoa; Arthropoda; Insecta; Hymenoptera; Formicidae
Exons: 3
Coding region: 39-896 (285 amino acids)
Source: RefSeq, a predicted model, not a curated record